This is a messenger RNA of Poecilia reticulata (guppy), 4788 nucleotides long. RefSeq names its product RALY RNA binding protein like b (gene ralylb). NCBI's taxonomy places the organism in Eukaryota, Metazoa, Chordata, Actinopteri, Cyprinodontiformes, Poeciliidae. Gene Ontology annotation, molecular function: RNA binding. The record is from RefSeq and is a predicted model, not a curated record. Gene Ontology annotation, cellular component: nucleus.
AUAAAACCAGCUCAGUCGUAAGCGUUGCAUGAUAAGGAGCGCGUCUUUCUUUUUCCUUUCUUUUUUCUUUUUUUUUUUUUCGCUCCCCCGGACUUUUGUAAGAAGCCAAGCCUUUAUAGGAGAGCAUUCGGCAUCAUCAGCUGUUCGAGGUUGGACUCUCAUUGCUGGAAGUCGGAGCUGAAGGAGUCACAUGACAGAACUGGAGGCAGGGAGCUAGAGAGAGGAAAAGGCUCAGCAUUCCGCCUCGCACCGCCAUACUGUAGCCUCUUUUGAGCCAUUUCACAUUUUUAUUGCAACAUUUUACUCCCGCUCGGUGAGUACACUUCCACUGGCUAUUUUUUUUUUUUCUGUUUUUCUAAACAAACAUUUUUUUUUGGUCUUCUAAAUUCACCCCCUUCUUUUUCUUUUUUCCUUUUUUUUCUGGGUUGUUUUUCCUCCUUUUGCUGGUGUUUGAAUUGAGCAUUUGCGGUGCUGGUUUUAAGCGUUUUUUCACUCCCCCUCCCCUCUACAGUCAGUCCAUCCAGGCUUCAAGUUUCCAGCAUGCGGUGAUUCAGAUCGAGAGGGUAUGAAUUGAAAAAAAAAGAAAAGAAAGAAAACGAGUGCGGUAUCGGUCUCUGAGAAAGCCUCUCACUUUGCUUGCAGUUUUGCAGAAACCGAGCAGAUUUUAUCAGAGAUUUUUCUUUUUCCUGCGCAUUUACUGGUGGGUUUUGGGACAUUUUUUUUUUUUUAUUAUUUUGAUAAUUUUUUGUUGUUUUCUGUCGACUUUUGCUGUUGCUGUGGCUUUGGUUUGCAUUUUGGCAGUGUGGUUUGUGAUUUUGAUGAAUCUCAUCGGUGAAACCUCUCGCUUUUACUUUGUUGCUCUUUUCUUUAUCUUUUACAAAAAAAAAGAAACAAGGGAAUCCUUUUUAAAUCCCCUCUCUGACGUUUUAACCUGACACUUUUCUUGCAGCUGAGCUCACAGGUUUGUGCUUUUUUGUUUUAUCUCUUUUUUUCCCUCCUAUCUCCUGUUGUACUCUUGCAGAUGGCAGUGUCAAGUAUUUUUGGAUGUAAUUUUUUCUUACUAGAUUCUUGGGAGAGUUCAAUGCGUUUUUCUUGUUUUCUAUUUCAACGAGGAUGAACAGACAUUUUCCCGCUUGCAGGAGGGCAACUGGAGGAGAAUGACUGGUAAAACCCAGACCAGCAACGUCACCAAUAAGAAUGAUCCUCGUUCCCUCAACUCCAGAGUCUUCAUCGGGAACCUCAACACAGCCAUCGUUAAGAAGACCGACAUAGAGGUCAUCUUCGCCAAGUACGGCAAGAUAGUGGGUUGCUCUGUGCAUAAAGGUUACGCGUUUGUUCAGUACAUAAACGAAAGGAACGCCCGAGCCGCCGUGGCAGGAGAAAACGCCCGGAUCAUUGCUGGACAGCCUCUAGACAUAAACAUGGCGGGUGAGCCCAAGCCUUACAGGCCCAAAGGCGGCUCCAAGCGGCCGCUCUCAGCUGUUUACAGUGGUUACGAGUUUGAUUAUGAAUACUACAGGGAUGAUUUCUACAGCAGGCUUUUCGAUUACCACGGCAGAGUGGCCCCCCCACCCAGAGCUGUGAUCCCCCUGAAACGCUCCAGGGUCAUCGCUCCUUCCUCUCGCCGUGGGAAGACUUCCUUCCCUGUCAAAACAUCCUCCUCUUCUUCCUCUUCAUCCUCCAGACCUCCAACAUCAUCCUCCUCCUCCUCAGGUGUCAAAUUGAAGACGGACCAGCUCCAGACCAUUAAACGAGAGCUCACCCAGAUCAAAAUGAAGAUCGACUCUUUACUGGGACGCCUGGAGAAGAUCGAGAAGCAGCAGAGGACAGAAACCGAGGCUCAAAGAAAAUACGAAGACAACUGCGACUCCCUGCACGAGGAGUCUGUGUCGGAGAUGGCAGAAAACUCUGGGGAGGAGGCAGGCGAGGGGGCGCUGGACGUGGAGGCGGGCGAGAUGACCGAUGGAGGGGAGGACGACUACGACGAGGAGGGCAGCCACCAUCUGAUAGAGAACCACGUAUCGGACAUCGACAACUGAGAUAAGGGCGAAGAAGCAAGCUCUCCUGGUUGUAGGUUUUAGAUUUCAUCAUCACCUUCGAGAGGCAGAAUAAAAAGGAAUUUGUGAAACAUGAGGAUUCGGGGACUGUGAGUUGUGUUUUGGAGAUGCCAAGUCGUGUUUGCAGCACAAACUGUUAAAGUAAAAUUUACCCAAGACCUGUUUUAACGUUUUUCUCCUGGAGUUUACUUCAAAAAGCAGCUUAUAUCACACGAAAGCACUAAAGGAAACAGGAAGAUUUAUAAAUAUUUGUUGAUGCUUUUAUGAAAUGUGCUUGCGCUGUAAAAUUACUACUCCUUUCUUUAGGCGUUUUUAUUUCCCAAACAUCAAAUGAAUAAGUGAAGGUAAGGACAAUCUCCGGUCGCAGAGUGGCGCUCAGAAAAUAAAUGAGAUGCCGCCGCCGUCUGCUUUUGGAUUUGGACUCAUGCAUAAGCCAAUAGCUGUGAGCAAAACGCCGUCCAGCUUUAUCCAUUUAUCACACAAGCAUCCCUGUGGGGCUGUUCCACCGCGCAUCUUCGCUCCUGCCAAGUUUCAGAAGCAGCGAGGGCUUCCUGUGGCGGAGCGAGCCAACCCUGGCAGGGACCUCCUGAUGGGGAAGCAGGGCCCCGCUCGGCCCCGUGCAUCCCAUCAUGCACUGCUGCUGUUCUCCCGCUCCAUCGCCGUCAUUUUGCACUGAUUCACAGCAUCUCAUCCAGGCGAGAGAGCGAAGCAGGAGCUUUCAAAAUGAUCAAGGGUUUGUUUUUUUUUUCAUAAGUUUCUACAACGGAGAGUAAGGGCCAAACUAAGAAAAUAAAAAAAUGUAUGUCAGGAGAAUAGAAGUCAUAUUAUUAUGGAAAUAAACAAGAUUAAAGUCAUAGCAUUACGAGAAUAGUAAUAUUACAACUUUAUUCACAUAUUUCAACUUUAUUUUUGUAAAACUGUGACUUUAUUCUCAUGCAAGUUUAUUCUCAGAAUGUUAUUACCUUAAUCUCAUAAUCUCAUGACUUUAUUAUAAUAUUACAACUUUAUUUCUUAUAAUAUUGCGACUUUAUUCUCAUGCAGGUUUAUUCUCAUAUGACCUUGUUCCCGUGAUUUUAUUACUUUAUUCACUUAUUUCAACUUUAUUCCCAUAAUACUAUGACUUUAUUCUCAUAAUUUUACAACUUUAUUCUCAUGCAAGUUUAUUCCCAUAACUUUGACUUUAUUCUCAUAUUUAUUUAUAUUUUUCUUAGUAAUGUCCCAAUACUCCAUUGUAAGUUUAGUGUAUUUUAUUGGGAUUUAACUUGACAGACCAGAACAAUAAAACUUCGUUCUAAAACAUUUAAAUUUCUUCAGCCCAUUUUAAUAUAAUAAACUCUAAAUAGGAUAAAUUAUAACCACUUGUCUGGUCAUUACCGUCGUUUGAUUCAGGUGUGUUGGUGCAGAUAUGAUUAAAAACGGCAUUUUGUUUCCGAGUCAUUCAGCUCUAAAUAAAUUUAGCUGAGCUGGACCAAAUGCAAAUGUGGCUCCAGGGAACUAAUAAAACCAAAGUCAGUUUUUCCAGAAAAAUUUAAUUAUCUCUCUUAGACUGCAGAACUAACUGCAGAUGCUUUUAUCCCCGUCACUUCUGCCACAUUUUUUCCUUUUGCUAAAUUUCCCAGCUUCUUUAGAAACUACAUUUUGUGGCCUUCCUGUCUUACUUUGGGUGACCGACUUCAGGUUUUAAGCGCCGAUGUUUUGUCAGUUUUAGAUGUAUUUACUCUCCAACAAAGCUGAUUCAAAUGUCAAAGUUCUGCAGAGGUUCUGCUACCAACGCAUCAUCUGAUUCAGGCGUUGAACCAGAGAAAGAGCCGAAUCACGCAGGAUACCGGCCCUCGAGUUUGGACGCCACUGCUGCAAACAAAUUAAAUACAUUUAUAUUUUUCAUUAGCUGCAAGACAAAUAUUAUCAAAACUAACAAAUACAGGUUAAAUUAUGUUGCGUUCUUAAAUAAAAUACAAAUUUCUCUUCUUAAAAUGAGAGUAAAAUAGAUUUUUUGACCACUUUGUAGCCAUUACUUUAUUAAAAUAAAAUAAGAGAAGCAGAUGUUUAAACUUUAAAGCAGAAUGUGAAGAAAAGCUCACUUCUCUCUUUCAUAAACAAACCCAUCAGGUGCUGCCAAAAAACCGCUUAAAAUUUCAGAAACUGCCUUCAGCUCAUUCAAAGUCAGUGUCUGUUUAAUAAUGAUAAAGUGUAAUAUUUAGCACUAUUUUUGUAUCCAGGACACAUUUACUGAGGGAGAUCUGGUUCAUGUUUUCUGUAUUUUGUUUAAUUAUUAAGCAGUACGGUGAUGCGUCACAUCUUUUGCAAGUAAAAAUGAUCACACUCACAAAGAAAAGUAAAAAAUAAAAAAAAGGAAACACUCCUUUCUUUCAUCUGUCAUCGUUUAUCUGGGUCACUUUGGAGCGUUUCUGGCUCGUUCGCUUUCGCUGUAAUUAAUCCCAUCCAUGUUUAUUUCAGCCGAUGACGACUUGUAGCAAAGUGACGCUGUGCUGACAGUUUGUUGAAAACUGGCUCGCUCCAGUAUUGUGGGACUUGUAGAGACGUGUAAGUGGCAACUGUUGUAUAGAAAUGUACAUUUUUUUGUAAAGAUAUUUUUAUCAAACGGCAUGUUUACUGUGACUUUGUAUUUUCAGUUUUCAUUAUUACUCUAACUGUUGUGAGGCUGCUGGAGUCGUUGUCCUUGUAGAUAACUUUGUGUUCUUAUUGGUGAAUAAAACUAUCGUGUCCUGUA